Molecule: messenger RNA, 2121 nt
Organism: Coregonus clupeaformis (lake whitefish)
Lineage: Eukaryota; Metazoa; Chordata; Actinopteri; Salmoniformes; Salmonidae
Product: glucose-6-phosphate 1-dehydrogenase-like
Exons: 14
Coding region: 152-1753 (533 amino acids)
Biological process (GO): glucose metabolic process; pentose-phosphate shunt, oxidative branch
Cellular component (GO): cytosol
Molecular function (GO): NADP binding; glucose-6-phosphate dehydrogenase activity
Source: RefSeq, a predicted model, not a curated record
UGAAUUCAGUUGUGUCAAUUUUAACAGGGAAGAAGGAAACUGCGCUAGUAGAGAUGCACUGCAAGUAGUUUGAUGCUUGUCAAUUUAGAGAAGUAUCGGUCGAGGUUUGCUCCGUAAUCGCCGCAUUCUCAGCUAAAGUUAAUAAUUGGAAAUGGCUGGAAAGAGACCUGCCAGUGGUGCCAUUGCACAACAAGGACCUGGACAAAUGAGCUCCAUUCCCCUCUCUCGGUCCGAGGUGUUCGGGGAGCUGCGGAAGGAGCUUCAUGAGGAUGAGGAGUUCCGUCAGUCCGACGCUCACAUCUUCAUCAUCAUGGGAGCAUCGGGGGAUCUAGCCAAAAAGAAAAUCUACCCGACUCUAUGGUGGUUGUUUAGAGAUGGGCUACUUCCUGAACAGACUCACUUUGUGGGCUUUGCCCGCUCUGACUUGACGGUGGAUGCCAUCAAAACUGCCUGCAUGCCCUAUCUGAAGGUGGCAGACUCUGAGGCGGAGCGGUUGUCUGUGUUCUUCAGCCGUAACUCUUAUGUCAGUGGGAAGUAUGCGGAUGAGAGUACCUUCUCCAACCUCCACACCCACCUGUUGUCCCUGCCCGGUGGGGGCGAGGCUAACCGCCUCUUCUACCUUGCCCUGCCGCCCAGCAUCUACCACAAUGUCACCAAGAACAUUAAGCACCACUGCAUGAGCACCAAUAGGGGCUGGAACAGGGUGAUUGUGGAGAAGCCGUUUGGUCGUGACCUGCAGAGCUCUGAGGAGCUGUCCACCCACCUCUCCUCCCUGUUCACUGAGGAUCAGAUCUACCGCAUAGACCACUACCUGGGCAAGGAGAUGGUGCAGAACCUAAUGGUCCUCAGGUUUGGGAACCGGAUCUUUGGGCCCAUCUGGAAUAGGGACAGCAUAGCAUGUGUGGUCCUCACCUUCAAAGAACCCUUCGGCACCCAGGGCCGAGGCGGCUACUUUGACGACUUUGGCAUCAUCCGUGAUGUCAUGCAGAACCACUUGCUCCAGAUGCUCUCUCUGGUUGCCAUGGAGAAGCCAGCCUCCACCAGCUCUGAUGAUGUCAGGGAUGAAAAGGUGAAGGUGCUGAAGUGCAUCGCCCCCAUUACCAUGUCAGAUGUGGUGUUGGGGCAGUACGUGGGCGACCCAGAGGGAGAGGGGGACGCCAAGCUGGGUUACCUUGAUGACCCCACUGUCCCCAAAGGCUCCACCCAGGCCACCUUCGCCACAGCUGUGCUCUACGUGCACAAUGAGCGCUGGGAUGGUGUUCCCUUCAUCCUGCGUUGCGGCAAAGCCCUGAACGAGAGGAAAGCGGAGGUGCGGUUGCAGUUCACCGAUGUCCCGGGAGACAUCUUUGGAGCGCAGUGUCGUAGGAAUGAGCUGGUGGUGCGCGUGCAGCCCAACGAGGCCGUCUACGCCAAGAUGAUGAGCAAGAAACCAGGAGUGUACUUCCACCCCGAGGAGACGGAGCUGGACCUCACCUACAAGAGCAGAUACAAGGAUGUGAAGUUGCCAGACGCCUACGAGCGUCUCAUCCUAGAUGUCUUCUGUGGCAGCCAGAUGCACUUUGUCAGAAGUGAUGAGCUGAGGGAAGCCUGGAGGAUCUUUACACCUCUCCUUCAUCAGAUAGAGAAGGAGAAGACUCCCCCCACACCCUACAAAUAUGGAAGCCGGGGUCCAAUGGAAGCAGACGAGCUCUCAAAGAGGGUCGGUUUCCGUUAUGAAGGAACAUACAAAUGGGUCAACCCCCACCGACUGUGAGAGAGGAUGACAAGAGGGAAGAGGAGAGGAAGAACAGGGAUGGGGAGAGGAAGGGGGAAGUGUGGGGUAAAUGAGCAGUGUCAUGUUGCAAUACUUUUGAAUGUCUUCUUUGGGUCUGGUGGUUUCUGCUAUUGCUCUUUCCUUUCCAGACCUGUCAGGUCAACAGUGAAGAGAGAGACUAGGAAAUAUAUGAAAGGAAGCUAUUUAAAAGUAUUGGAGCAGAGCCUAGGUCUCAGGUACUACAUUAAUGCUCUGUACAAAUGACCUGGUGUCACUAGUAUCCAUCAGGUCUUAAAGUGCCUUGCAAAAGUAUUCAUCCCCAUUGGCGUUUUUCCUAUUUUGUUGCAUUACAACCUGUAAUUUUAAAU